CCCACUUUCAUCAUGUUUCUUUCUUAUCGUCGCCGCUCUAGACUGAAGGAGUUCACUACAACAGUUCACCCAAUAGUCAUCGCUGACGGAGGCCACUGGCCACAAUGUCAAUCCUUAUUAUUAAUGUAGUUUUGGCUGUAAUCUUCCAGUGCUGUAUUGUUUUGCCUAAGACGCAUGCAGCAAAUACAGUCAAACCGAAGAAUUGUCCUCCUGGAACAUACUACUCUGGUGUCUCAUUCAUCACAGGGCUUCCAGCAUGCUACGCGUGUCCAAAUACACUAGAAGACUGUAAAAACGAGAAAAUAGCUGAUGUAAAAACGUGUCAAACGAGUUGCGGUAAGCGAAUUUUCUCAUCAAUAUGUGCGCGCGGCCGCGUGCCUUUUAUAUUUGUAUUUAUAUUAGCAGUAAAUGCGUCUAUAUGAAAUAUUGUGAGUGCACUCUCGCGCUUUCGCUCGUCUUAAUUUGCGUCUUAAAGAGUGAUUUUACACAGCCCAUUUAUAUAUUUACUCGGUUUCAAAAACGGACGCCUCGAAUUUAUCAGGUUGUGUUCAACAAUCAUUAGACGUACUAUACAUUUAUAUGUAUUAUAACUAGUCAACUUGAUUGCAUCACACUGCAGGGGAAAUAUUUUAUUGGUAUCAUUGUCUAAAUAUAUGUUUCAUAGUAGUACUGAACUAUAUAAUAGUUCUAUGUCAGAUCGAACUGCCGAAUUAGUCAGUUUAGUCGUUUAUUAUUAGAUUUAUGCGUUAAUUAAGAUGUUUCUAUGAUUCUAUGAUUCAUUCAUGGCCACGAAAUCAAUUAUCGCUUGAACCGCAUGGCCACUGGCACUGCGCCUGUGAAAUAUCAUACCUCGUUUGUCGUUUCACAUGCCGGAAUCCUCUCUUAUUUUUGGCCUGGGAUAGUUCAAUUCACGAAUUGAAAUUGUCCUGAAAAAAUAGCACGGGAUUUAUUAACCAUGCAAGCAUUCAAUACUACCGUGACUUGUUUAUUGCACUCAUGCUGAUGUUUACUUUUUACCAUUAUUGGCCUUGGCUUUUACGCCGGCUGUAUACGCUUAUAUGGCCAAGCUAGGACAAGGAGUUUGUUGUGCAAACAGAUCGUAGCGGAUCACAAGUUAUGGUCUUAUAGAACUUGUAACUUAGAAAAGACUAAGUACACAAGUAACCAAUCGAUCUGUCUGUGCUCGAAUGACUAAGAAAAUGCUCUUUGUCUCUGAAUUGGGUCUUAGUCUUAGAUCGUAGCUACAUAUAUAUCAUACUUUAUAUAAAAGUAAAUUGAAGUACAACGACUCGGCAAGUUCCAUUGGGCAUUUUUAUUUUAUUUUCAUCGUCGGAUAUUACAAUUUGAAACUUAAUAUACACAGGAAAAGCCGACUUGUAUAUCAGCUCUGUUCAAUAAUAUUCUUUCUAUAUUCCUUUUGUUUAAUUUAGCGAAUGUCUAUGACUCCUCAAGUACAACAAACCCUUCCUUUUCCAAAGGAACGUUUCCCACCACUCAACUUCAAACUAGAACAACAAAGUCAAAGGGUAAGUCUAAAAGUUGAUUUAUCUGUAUAUAUAUGACUUUACAAUCAAUCAAAAUAUCGUGUGCCGGAAACUCAGCCGGAACUCUAGUUUAAUUUUGCCGAUCAUGGAAACUACUAAUCUUGAAGUUGAUUUCCUUUGUCGGCAGUCGGCUUUGAUUCUUUUCCAAAGGACCUUUUCACAACUCCACAAACCAAAGAUCAACCGAAACUAUAACACCAUCUAUAUAUCUUGCGAACAACCAAAUGAAAAACAAUGAGGAAGACAAUUCACUUGUGCUUCAGGCUUUUCUGUUGGCACAAUCACAAAUUACAUAGGCCUAUUUUAAAUAUAAUUAGGAAGUGAUUAUUUUUCCGGUCUCAGAAACCAACGGCAACGAGGAAAUGUAGAAAGAAAUCGAAUUUCAAAACAUGCAAAUAUGCUAUUUUCAAUUGAAUAUUUAAACUCCUGAAACAAGGCAAGUUCAGAAAUAGAUCUUUUGGUAAUUAAUAACACAAAAAAGUCUAAAAUGAAGCUAAGAGAAAGUUCGAUUUUAAAUAUUUGAUAAAUAUAUAUUAAAGCUCAUUAAAUUAUGACUAAAUAUGAGUAAUUAAAAAUAGUACCAUGAAGGUUUUUCCAUGGUUUGAUGGGGUCCAUACAAUGCAGUGACUUUAUUAGUAGAACCUUUGUAAACUUGAAAGGGAUGACUCAGUGCUGCUAUUUACAUAUAUCCUUGGUUUGUGGUGUUCACCGAUGAUUUUUAAAGGGUACCUUUGUCUCAUUUAAAAAGCAAAAACUGCAGUUAUAUACUAAUCUUUCUAUAUGUUUUUGUUUAAUUCAGCGAACUCGAUCCACUCAUCAAGUACAACGAGCCCUUCCUUUUCCAAAGGAACAUUUCCCACCACAUGGAUUCGAAGAAAAACAACAAAAGGUAAGUCUAACAGUUGAUUUAUCUGUAUAUCACUGGAAUGUUUUUCAAAGUCCUAAUUGGCUAUAUGAAAAUAGUAUAAAUCUUAGUUGAAUAUAGUCGGUAUAUAGGGAAAUCCAAUUUUCAUGCUAAUUGCAGUUUCUAUACUAUGGUUAUUGUAUAUAUUGGACUAGUAUGGAUAUACUAUGGAGUCUAUGGAUUUAGUGAUACAAUUGAAAAUUCCAUAUAGGCAUAGUAUGAAUUUCACUAGUUUUUUCCAGUGCAUAUAUACGGCUUUAUAAUCAAUCAAAAUAUGGUCUGCUGGAAACUCAACCCUUAUCUUCCUUUGAUUCCUUUCCAAAGGGCCUUUUCACAACUCCACAAACCAAAGGUCAACCGAAACGACACCAUCUAUAUAUCUUGCGAACAAUGAAGAAGACAAGUCACUUGUGGUUGGGUUAGCUUCAGGCUUUUCCGUACUUAUAUUCAUAAUUGUCGUCAUCUUUAUAUAUUGGUACGGCAGUCGAAAACGAGGCAGCAAGAUAGUGACCACCCACGAAUUAACAUCACAGACUGGAAAUGACGGGUAAGUAUAUGAUUUGAUAUGAUUUAAUUUUAACACAGAAUGUUGCUCAAUUCACCAUUCAUGAUACACGCGUGCUCGACAACUAACGCCUAUGGAUUGUUUUCAGGGGCGUAGCUACAGGGGUGUGUGUGUGUGGGGUGUAACAGUCAUUUUGUAUUAUACGCGCGGGAAAUUUUCCCGAAGUGGUAACCAUUACAAAAUGACUGAAAAUUACAAACUUCGCAAGGUUAUAUUAAUUUUAUCCACAUUUUACAACAUUUCGCAAAGAAACUUUGGAAUAUUACUAAUUUUGUGAUGCUCUUUCAAGCUGUGAUGAAAUUUUUGUUUAGGCUAGUUGAGAUAAAAAUUUUGGAAAAGAGGUAACCGUUUCCCGCUCGUAAUACAAAAUGACUGAAAAUUGCAAAUUUUGCAAGGCUAUAUUAUCCGCAUUUUACAACAUUUCGCAACGAAACUUUGGAAUAUUACUAAUUUUGUGAUGCUCUUUCAUGCUGUGACGAAAUGAACCAAGGUGGCAAAAAGUGCCUCUAAAAAGAGUUGAUGGCAACUUUAUGUGAGAAGCUGGUAACAGGCAUUUUCUUAUAGUUUAAGCCUUGGUGAACAAGACUGUGCAUGUGCAUGUAUUACCAUUUUUGAUUUUUGCUUUAUAGCCGAAAAUUUGAGAAUUUUAAAAUUUUGCCUAUUAAAUUACUACGAGUGUCUACGAUAGCAAAAAAAUGUAAAAUCUCAUGUUCUCUUAUAUAGGAAAACUAAACUAUACCACUAGAAAGAUCGCAAAAAACUAUGUAUAAGACAAUUAAGCGAGUUCUACGUUUUUCGAAUCCUAUUUCAAGUUUUUAAUGCUAAAAAAUGCGGAAAUGACCAAAUUAAUGCUAAUAAGUACCCAUUUUGCCAACUUUAAUUACCAUCUUUAAUUCAAAAACGGCUUGAAAAAUCACACUAGUCACUUAAUUGUCUUAUAUAUAGUUUUUUGCGAACUUUCUAGUGGUAUAGUUUAUUUUUCGUAUAUAUAAGAGAUUUUACAUUUUUUUUUGCCAUCAUAGUAAUUUAAUCUAUGAAGCAAAAAUCAGAAGUGGUAACACACACAGUCUUGUUCACCAUGCAAGGUUUGAACUAUAAAAAAUGCCUGUUACCAGCUUCUAAUAUAAAGUUGCCAUCAAGUUGUACAAAAUGAUGACAUGGCCAGCCGUCUAGAUGAAAUCCCAAUUGAAUCGUCAGUGCAUGCACUAAAGUUUUCCAGUUGAGUUUUUGCACGGAACUUCCAUUAUUUUUAGCAUAAUUCGUGACUUCCCAGUACCGGAACAAGAGACCACAUCUCCGCCGAUUCUAGAAUCCAUGGCCAACCGACGAUUAUCAGAUCAAUUCUACGAAGAAUCAUCGCAGGAAAAUUAUAAUUAAAGUGCUAUAAAUAUAAUAGCUUGUCACUUGCAAGAGCCCAUAUAGUAAACUUGAACUCUAUACAAGAAAUGUAAUGAGUAAUGUAUCUUACUGACUAAUUUGUGUAUUAUUUUGGUAUUAAAUAUUAUUUAGAUAUUGAGAUGACUAUGCAUUCUUUGAAAAAAAUAACCGUAGGCGUUUAGGAAGUAUAUCCAAAUUUGAAAACUGGUAAUGGAAAUAUGCCAGCUUCAUCAAAUGAACCAAAUAAUUUCCCCAGAGCAGUUGGUCCAGCUAAAGUGGAUUUUCAAAAUCUGCCUAAAUAUACAGUAUCAACAUUGUAUAUAGGAGGGAGGGGGAUAAAGUAUAAAAAUUAAAAGUCACGAAUUUUUUUCAAAGAUUGCAGAUUGGAUUGAAAGCUGUAAAGCUCUUGAUUUAUUUAAAAAAUGUACUAAAAAAUGAAAUAUACUAAAAUUAGAUUGGGUUCAUAUCCCUAUAGCUGCCUCGGGAGUCGUGGCUAGGUUGUCUGUUGUCUUUGAUUGAAAACAACAGUAAUUUAAUUCUUACUACAUUAUAAUGUAGCGUUCUGACUUGGAGGUGAAAUCAACAAAAUCACACAUUAUAAAAUCCAAGUAAAAUAUAUUUAAGUCUAAAAUAUGCAGCAUAUACUGUAUAUCCAUCAUGAUACUGCAUGUAGGUCAUAAUUCAUGAUAUUGUCAUAUGUCUAUUUAAUAUAGUUAUAUUAAAUGCCUUUGCAACCAGAUCUAGACCUCUUUUUACGUAUUGACAAACUGCGGUAAACCGCCUUUCACUUUGCCCAUCAUUUUCUUAUCUCACAUUAAUUUCUUAUUUUUUUUAUGAUUUUUUAUGUGUGUAGUAUUUGGGUCAUUCUGAGAUGAAAUAUAAAUUUAUUUUUAAUGUAAGAAUUCAAAACUUCACCUUGAAAUUUUACUUUUUCCAUACCGAUAAGGCCAUAAGUUGUUCACUAUGAUGUCAUUUUAGCAGCGAAAAAGGCUAGUUUAUUUGCAAUUAAUUAAUGACAUCGUAACUGACAACUCUGACAGUGAAAAAGUUGAUCAAGUAAGUUGUAAUUCUUUACUGUAAUUUAAAAGAUAUAUUUAAUUUUUUCUAAAAAUGACUCAAAAAUUAUACUUUAGUUAAACUCAGGUAACACUAUGCAUAAAAAAGGAAAUUAAUGGCAAAUGUUAUUCGUAUUGUUAUUACAUAUGGUUACAUGUUCGGGAAAGCUGGCCAUGCUCAUAAUUUCUGUGGGAAUGCCUUAUAUAUAACAUCACUCUGUCUCUAAUUGCAUUAAAAUAAUUGCCUCUCGUUACAAGGCAGUAC
Messenger RNA from Paramuricea clavata, 5710 nucleotides. The record is from the annotation of a GenBank genome assembly. Lineage: Eukaryota; Metazoa; Cnidaria; Anthozoa; Malacalcyonacea; Plexauridae.